Tetrahymena thermophila SB210 is the source of this 186-nucleotide messenger RNA. RefSeq lists its product as hypothetical. The transcript has 2 exons. NCBI's taxonomy places the organism in Eukaryota, Ciliophora, Oligohymenophorea, Hymenostomatida, Tetrahymenidae. The record is from RefSeq and is a predicted model, not a curated record.
AUGGAUGCGUAUUUUUAUUUGAGGAUAAUUAUUUAGUUUAAGUUAAUAAAAUUUUUAUUGAUGGCUAUACAACCAGGCUUAUUGGACAUGCAUGCCUUAAAAUGUUUGAGUAAUUAAAUCACGUUCUAGCACAAUAUUGUUUGUUACUUUUAAACUGAUGGUAAAAAAGGUUCGACUAUUAUUUGA